AUGCCGUCAUCAAGAAGCUCCUCACCUGCAGCGGCAGCACGCGAUGCCUCCACGGCUGCUCCUGACAUCUCGAUCCGCGGCGACCACGUCGCGCUCCACCCCGCGGGCUACGACGCGCCCAGCUCCGAGGAAAACCUGAUAGACAACAUGGCACGAUUCCGGACUUCGCCCAUGGACUUCCUACGCGAGGUCUCGCUGUACGUAUCCGGGACCGGGUGGCGAUCAUACGACUCGAUCGUGGGUCAGCCAAUUUUCUACUCUGGCUUCAGCGAGCGGAUGAAGAACCGGGUGAUGCAGGAUGUGCGGGUACAAGAGAGAAUCGCGAAACUUGCGGGCGGAAGAGUGGAUGUUGAGAUUGAGCAAGGGACUCUGGGGAAGAAGGAUCGCGCCAGGAGGAGGCAAGAGAUUGGCGAGCAGAUCAGAGAGGUUGCGGAGGAUAUUACGGAUAAUAUGAUUUGCAAGAUGGAGAGUAAAAGCUUUAUCCGUGGGGCCUACUAUCUGGCGACACAGCUGUUGACGAGGGCAUACCAUCAAGGCAUCCAUGUGUCCAGCGAGGAGGUCCUUCGUCUACGAGCAGUGGCUACAGAGGCGGCCAAGAAUAAGCAGUCGAUUGUGUUCCUGCCUUGUCAUAGAUCACACGUUGACUACGUCUCGUUGCAAUUGGUCUGUUAUCGGCUUGGGCUUGCGCUUCCAACCGUGGUAGCUGGCGACAACUUGAAUUUUCCUCUUGUUGGAACAUUUCUGCAGCAUGCAGGCGCUAUGUGGAUUCGCAGGAGCUUUGGUGACGAUCAGCUCUACGUUACGAUGGUGCAAGCCUAUAUCGACGUAUUGCUUCAGGAUGGUUUCAACUUCGAAUGUUUUGUUGAGGGCGGGCGCUCGAGAACCGGAAAGCUUCUUCCUCCUAAAUUCGGUGUGCUCAGCUAUAUCCUCGAUAGUGUACUGUCUGGUCGUGUCAAGGACACCAUAAUAUGUCCUGUCAGCACGCAGUAUGACAAAGUCAUUGAAGUAGAUUCAUAUAUAAGUGAGCUCCUCGGGCAGCCGAAGCAAAAAGAGAACCUGAUGGACUUCCUGUCUGCAUCUUCAAUCCUCUCGCUCAAACUUGGACGUGUCGAUGUUCGCUUUCAUGAGCCGUGGAGUUUGAGGGGUUUCAUUGAUCAGCAAAUCGCACGCUACAGCAAGAUGCCUAAGCGUAUCGAUGAUAAGGAGACGAGGCUCCGUCUUCUAAGAACUCUGGGGUACCGUGUCCUGUCGGAGAUCAAUGAAGUGUCUGUUGUGAUGCCUACGGCCUUGAUCGGCACCGUACUCUUGACCCUGAGAGGUCGUGGUGUUGGGAAAUCAGAAUUGAUACGUCGUGUCGAAUGGCUAAGCGACCGUGUGCGUUCUCAAGGAGGUCGUGUUGCACAUUUCUCGGGUCUGCCAACAAGUGUCGUCGUUGAGAGAGGAUUAGAUGUUCUUGGUGCUGAUCUUGUUGGUGUCGUCCAAGGACUGCCUGAAGAUACAUACUACGCAGUCGACAGGUUCCAGCUCUCAUUCUACCGCAAUAUGACGAUCCAUCUCUUCAUUCUCCAGGCUCUUACCAGUGCUAGCAUGUAUAUACGUGUCAAGCAGGGCGGCGGGCGUCAAGAACAGAGGAUCUCCUACACGGAGUUGCGUGAUCAUGUGUACUUUCUUUCUCAGCUCUUCCGCGGCGAGUUCAUUUUCCCAACGGAAGGUCUCGAGGCCAACUUGGGCAAGACUAUUCGCUCUCUCGAAAAUGACGAUGUGGUGACUGUUGUUCGUGAUGGGCCAUCUCCUAUCCGCUUCGUUGAGCUGAGCGAGAGGGAACGAGAGAGGGGCCGCGAAAAUUUCGAUUUCUACUGUUUCUUGAUCUGGCCAUUCAUUGAGGCGAGUUGGCUGGGUGCCGUGAGUCUUAUAAUGCUCACGCCCCCUAUUGCAUCGUCGCAGGUCUGGCUCGAGACGAAGAAGGUACAGGAUCAAGCACAACUGCUCGGCAAGACGUUAUACCAUCAGGGCGACCUGUCGUAUUUUGAGGCUGUGAAUAAGGAGACGCUCAAAAACGCCUAUCAACGCUUUGAGGAAGAGGGGAUUAUAGUAUCGUCAGCGAAGACGAAAGACUCGAAAGUCCCGCCAACGCUGAGACUUGCUGACGACUGGAGGCCCUCUCGCGACCCCAAGACUGGUCGUAUUCUGGCGAAGGGCAAGCUGUGGGACUGGGCGGAGAUGAUUUCGCAGAGUAGGAGAGAAGGGAAGAACAGGCGAGACGGGGCGACGGUGCAAACACGUGUACUGGCACUGGUCGAGAUUUGUGGUCAGCAGUUGUUUGACGAUGCUGCUGCCGCCGCCAAACCGGUGGCCCCGCUGGGCCCGGAGCCGGACAAGAAACAACGAAGAAGACGUACGACGAUGGGAAAGCCUAGAGCGAAUUUGUGA
This is a messenger RNA of Pseudovirgaria hyperparasitica, 2430 nucleotides long. RefSeq names its product glycerol-3-phosphate acyltransferas-like protein. Gene Ontology annotation, cellular component: mitochondrial membrane. Lineage: Eukaryota; Fungi; Ascomycota; Dothideomycetes; Acrospermales; Acrospermaceae. The transcript has 10 exons. Bases 1 to 2430 code for a protein of 809 amino acids. The record is from RefSeq and is a predicted model, not a curated record.